This is a messenger RNA of Impatiens glandulifera, 1650 nucleotides long. RefSeq lists its product as uncharacterized. The record is from RefSeq and is a predicted model, not a curated record. The transcript is spliced from 4 exons. Bases 163 to 1188 code for a protein of 341 amino acids. Lineage: Eukaryota; Viridiplantae; Streptophyta; Magnoliopsida; Ericales; Balsaminaceae.
UCCCCACGUGUGAUCUGCCACCAUCUAUCCGUUAACCCUAAUCUCUCUCUCUCUUUCUUUCUCUCUCUCUCUCUCUCUCUCUCUGGAACUCUCCGUAGGACAAGGGGAGGAGAAGAAACUCAACAAAUUUUUCCCAAGAAAGAUCAAAUAUCUAUACAAGAAAUGGGAAAGCUUAUAUGUGAUUCAACUGCUUCUUCUCCGACAAUUUCUUGGAGGGAUCCAACCUCAGCUCCAUCUAUCGAUACAAUCGAAUCCGAUGUUUCAUUGAUAGAUCACGCAAUAACAGUUUCAUGGGAGGAUGUUUCCGGCCUCGAAGAACAACAAAGACGCCAUUUGAAGAGACUUUACACCAAAGGUGUCCUCUGGAAGCAUCCAGGUGGAGAUUCUUCUUCGUCUCAGAUCAGAUCGGCAAUUUUUAGGCUAACGCACGGAGGAGAUGUAGAGGCGGACGGUAACUGUCUCUUCACGGCGUCUCAGAAAUCGAUGAGAUCUUUGGAAAACGGAAGAGAACUCCGGCGUAGGACCGUGAGGAGGUUCUUGGAAGAUCUUAAAUCUGUUAGCGGGGAUGAGAGAAAGGCGAUAGAUGCGGCUAUAAAGCAUCUGUAUUCACCGGAUCUGAAGUUUGGUUGGGGGAUUCACGUUGUUCAGGAGGUUAAGUUGUUGGCCAAGAAGGAAGAUCGUGAAUCCUUGGAUGCAGCCAUUGACGAACUUGUUCAGCUGGGAUUGCAGAGAGAAAUGGCUGCUGAGUCUAUUUACAAAGAGAGAUGUGAUGCUGUUGAUGAUGGUCCUAGUUGGGCAAAGUACAUGUCCAUCUCAGGUUGUCCAGACGACGAAUUCGACAUCAUCACUCUGCAAUAUACAGAGGAGGGUUUAUUAACUGUAGACGAGAACCGAGCUGGUCAUGCUGCUGCAUUUGGGGAUGAUAUAGCUAUUGAGUGCCUUGCAACUGAAUUCAAAAGAGAGAUUUAUGUGGUGCAAGCCCAUGGAUCAGAUGCAAUGGUUGAUGAAGAAAAUUGUGUCUUCUUUCUCCCACAUCGUCCAAGGAGUGAAAUUUCACAACACCCUUUUUUCCUCUUCAUGAAAGGAACUGGUUGGUGUGGUGCUGGAGCGGAUCAUUAUGAACCUCUGGUAGCUCAUCCUUCUUCCUCUCUAAUCUGCCAAGAGAAAGCAGCAGCUCUUGUGCUAUAAAAAGUGAGAGAAUGAAUAUGAAUGGAGUUUGUUAUGAUGAUGUGGAGUAUUAAAUUUUUUCUUUCUAUUUUACUUGAGCCUCCAAAGUUUGGGGAAGCCGAUUAUGCUUGGUUCUUGAGAGACCCGAUAGAAGGAUGGCUAGAGAAUUAAUGUCUUUUUUCUUUUCUUUUCCAUAAUACUUACUAUUCGUUGCGACAGAGAUGAGGAUGGAUGUUGUAUUUGGGGUAUUUGCCCUAAAAAGUUUUCGCGUCUAACUUCCGAAUUUUGCAAAUCAUCCGGGAUUAGUGCAGUUGUGUCAUGUUAGGUGUGGUAGUAGUAGGGGAUCGAGUUUGUUGUUAUAGCAGUAGUAGUUAUAGGUGUUGAGGGAUAUUGUUGAGGCUGCUUCAUUAUUUUUCUCUUUUUUUUAUUUUCUGGGAUAUGUUCUUUGAUUUAGUAUGAAUAUGAAUUAGGUUUGUUUUUCAA